UUUCGAAAGAUGGGAAGACGUCGAUAGGGACCCCAGGCGAGAUUAGCUGCACUGCGCAGCUCUAGACUACACGUACGAGAAUGCCAACGGUCGGUAGAUGUCAGUUCACUGUUCGAACAUUUUCCGUACUGUUUGUGCCUUGCAGACUUGCUAAGAUGGGCCAUCCCGUGUAUUGGCAUCAAGGAAAGGGCAAAACAGUAGGCAAUCCGACGAGGAACCCGAAUGUCUUGACUUAUGCAGCAAAUCGAGAUAUUUGUGUGUUUCCGGUGCACUCUGUCGGCACACGGGCAAGUGUCAUUGCGAGGCGGUGUUCCCGGGCAUGAAGUGCAACAAAGACGAGAUGAUGGUGACAAUCCAUGCUCCCAAACGACUGGAACGUGGAGAGACCGUCACCAUGCGCUGCCAUGUCAACUUGCCGUCCAUCGACAUCACGGUGCUUUGGCGAAAGGUCAGCGGUACGGAGAUGCUCCCGGAGGGCCGGACUGUCCUACUGGACCAACCUGAGUCAGGAGACUACGAUCUAACUAUAGAGAAGGUUCAGGACAAUGACACAGGGUCUUACGUGUGCGUCGCCACCACCGUCAUAGGGCAGAUCGGCACAUCGAAGAUGGACAGUACCUAUCUUCACGUUGUAGUUCCAAAUACCGUAACACCCAAACAGCCACGCAAGGUUUCUGAAGGAAAUGACCAGGGGGUUUCGCCCACGAAAAAAGGUUUGAUCUUUGCGGUAGCCGCUCUCGGCGUCUGCUUCGUGUGCUUACUGGCUGCCGUCAUCAUUGUCAAGGUUCGUCAAGAAUCUGCCUUUCGACACACUCGACGUCCCAGUGAUAUGCUGAUGUGAGUGCCAAUUGAGUGUCUGGACUCGGAUUUCGUUCUGCAUCUUGCUCACUCACGGUUCAGUUGCUUCUACGAAUUUGAUCCAAACCCAGUCUUGGUUCAUUGGAAAAGUUGUAGUUUAUAAGUACAGGUACAUGUAUAGUGGAUAUUAACUGAAAAGAGGGAGGGUGGGGUGCCGGCAUGUGCACUUUUCUGCCUGGAAUCACGGUCGUUA
Messenger RNA from Acanthaster planci (crown-of-thorns starfish), 1051 nucleotides. RefSeq lists its product as uncharacterized. The record is from RefSeq and is a predicted model, not a curated record. NCBI's taxonomy places the organism in Eukaryota, Metazoa, Echinodermata, Asteroidea, Valvatida, Acanthasteridae.